GCUUUGAGCUGAUCAGACCGGGUCCCGCACGAUGAUGAUGCGUCUGCUUGCUGUCGUUCUUCCUCUGCUCUCUUCCUCUGGACUCGCUCUCGGCAGACUUCCAGAUGGGCGUCUCCACGGAAAUGCACCUCCUAGGCCAGGCAUUCCUCGCAUUGCCGCGCCAGCCCAAGGUGUCCAACACGCGUCGUCAGCUGCGACAAUUCCGCCAUACAACACGACGUACUUCUUUGACCAGCUUAUUGAUCAUAACGAUCCAAGCCUGGGCACGUUUCAGCAACGGUACUGGCAUACAUGGGAAUAUUAUGAGUCUGGUGGACCGAUCAUUUUGUUGACGCCAGGGGAACAGAACGCCGAAGGGUUCGAUGGGUACCUCACGAACCUGACUAUCAACGGUAAAAUAGCUCAGCAGGAACAUGGUGCGGCGAUCGUCAUUGAACAUCGCUUCUAUGGACUCUCAAACCCGUACAACAACCUGUCCGUCGCGAGUUUCAAAUACCACACAAUCCAACAAGGGAUCGACGACCUCGAGUACUUCGCGAAGAACGUUAAGCUGCCUAUGCCCGGUGGAGAUGCUGUUGCCCCUGGUCAAGCGCCCUGGAUCUUGAUCGGCGGAAGCUAUAGCGGCGCGCUGACGAGUUUCACCAUGGUCAAUAAACCUGGCCUCUUCUGGGCUGGAUACGCAUCUUCCGCAACCGUGCAGAACAUUGUCGACUUCUGGGGAUACUUUGAGCCAAUCCGCCAAUCCAUGCCAAAGAACUGCUCGGCCGACGUUGAGGCAGUGAUUGCGCACUUUGAUGAUGUCUUCGAAAACGGGACGCAAUCCGAAAUUGAUGCCCUCAAGGACGCAUACGGCAUGGCGAACGUCACACACCUCGACGAUGUCACCGGAGCAUUACGCAACAACCUGUGGGACUGGCAGGACCUGGAUCCUUCUUCAGGCCCCAACACCAAGUUCUUCAGAUUCUGUGACGCUCUGGAAGUCAAAGACGGCGUCAGUGCGCCCGAGAGCGGCUGGGGCGCUGACCAUGCUGUCAGCGCUUGGGGAUCAUACUUCAAAAACACUUACCUUCCCAAGCUUUGUGGAACGGUGGACGCAGAAGAUUGUCUGAGCACGUAUUUGUCCAACCAGACGUUCUGGACCAGUAUCGAUGUCGACAAUUCUCAGCGAUCGUGGUCUUGGAUAGUAUGCAAUGAGGUCGGGUUCUUGCAAGUUGGAGCGCCAACCGAUAAGCCUACCCUCGUUUCUCGCCUGAACACGGUGGCAACUGAGGCACGGCAAUGCCAGGAACAGUUCCCUGCUGCAUGGAGCUCCACGCCCACCAUCGACGUCGAGAAAACAAAUGCGGCAUACCAUGGAUGGAAUGUCACAGUCGACCGCCUCUUCUUUGCCAACGGCCAGCGCGAUCCUUGGCGUGAGGCAACGCUCUCUGCCGAUGGCGUGAACGUUCAGAGCACCUCGAGCCAGGUCGUCGCAGUGAGCGAUGGCUUCCACUGCUCUGACCUUCUCACCCGAAACGCGCGGGUGGACGAUACGAUUCUGGAAGUACACACCCAGGCGUUGGCUAGCAUGAAGACAUGGUUGGCGGACUGGACGCCGACCAGCUCCAAGCGGGAGCUGGACGGGACUGUGUACAAACGAAGCUACGCUAUUAAGAGAGAAGAGUAGACAUGUUACGUACCUCAACAAGUACUUGCAUAAAUAUAUGGAUAUCUAAUU
This is a messenger RNA of Heterobasidion irregulare TC 32-1, 1717 nucleotides long. RefSeq names its product serine protease S28. The transcript has 12 exons. NCBI's taxonomy places the organism in Eukaryota, Fungi, Basidiomycota, Agaricomycetes, Russulales, Bondarzewiaceae. Gene Ontology annotation, molecular function: serine-type exopeptidase activity; dipeptidyl-peptidase activity. Gene Ontology annotation, biological process: proteolysis. The record is from RefSeq and is a predicted model, not a curated record. Bases 32 to 1666 code for a protein of 544 amino acids.